GGGACACCGCAUUACAAACACAUUGAUUCCCCGAAGUGGGAAGUGAAACCAGCUUUAGGUACUUGAAACCAAGCCUUAUUGAGCACCUGGACAUUCUGCUUGGGGUUUGUCACGAGUGGUUGUGGUUUGUCAUAACAGAGUGUUGGACUGUAAGAGAUAAGAAGAUUACAACUCUCAUCGGCAGCCUGGGUUGACCUUGUCUGGGGAUUGUUUGUGGGUUUAGUUUAGCCUCUGGAUCUGGUGUGAUACAGCUGCACUCAGAAUGACUACAGUGGUUCUAUGGCUCUUCGUUGUGGCUGGAACGUGCUACGGUGUUCUCUGUUCAGAGGACCACCUGCGGGACAUGGAUAGUUUCAUAAGUGCCGUAGAGCAGGCUGAGGAGUCUAACCCAGACCUGUCCCCACUAGCCCUUGUGAGGAGGCUCCGCAGGACGGCCGGACACGAGGACCCACUCACCCUGCACUUCCUGGGGGCCUCCAACAACAUCAGCCACACCCACACCUCCAUGUUCAACACCACUCUCUUUGGCUUCUUCGACAAAGCCAUCCACCAUUUUGUGACGGACCGUGGUGAGGAGAGAGGGGUCGUUCUGACCCAAGAUGGCACCACAGUGGCCAUCGCUCCCAUGCUUCUAGGCAUUGAGGUGGGUCUGAAAGCUAAGCUGGAGGGCACCCCUCCUCUGGGCAUGUUUCCCCUUACCUUGGCCAAAAACCUAGGGUUGUCGUUCCUUAGCCUUCAGGACUUUCCACCUGCUCAGCGUCUGGGGCCGGACGGCUGCUGGGACAACGUGACCCACCCCAGGGUGUUCAAGCUGUCGCGGGUGCCCACCCUGGCCACCGAUGCCCUCGUCAACGGGGGAAUGGAUGGGUCCAUUUUGGGCAUGGAUCUUGCCACCCUGGCCCCCUCUGAACAGCCUGGUAAACUCAGCAAGGUUCUGAAGGGUUACUACAACCAUGUCUUGGAGGGGCAAGAUCUGGGGGUUGUAUCCAGCCACAUCAGCCCCAAGCGCAGAGAGAUUGCCCAAGCCCUGCUGGGCACCUUGGACACCCAGAGGCAGGUGAUGGAGACCCUAUACCUGGUAUGGAGGCUGGAGAACACUCAGUGGAUAGCCAAGGAUACAGGGGUGGAAAAAGCAGUGAGAGACGGAAUGCUGGAAUUUGUCCACAGAUACUGGGACUGCCCUCCCAUCAUCCCACGGUGUCAGUGGGGAGCGGCACCCUACCGAGGGUCUCCCUUCCCUCUUGCCCUGCCCCUCCCCUUCCUGUAUAUCCAUCACACCUACGAGCCAAAUAGGCCCUGUCACUCAUUCCGGCAGUGCUCCAGGAGCAUGAGGGCCAUGCAGCACUUCCACCAAGAAGACCGCGGCUGGGCCGACAUCGGAUAUAGCUUUGUGGUUGGUUCUGACGGGUACAUCUACGAGGGGCGCGGCUGGCAUCACCUUGGCACCCACACCAGGGGGCAGAACUCUUAUGGUUACGGCGUGGCCUUCAUUGGCAACUACUCCUCCUCUCUGCCCUCACGUCAUACCCUGGAUCUGGUACGCCAACACCUGGCCAAGUGUGCUGUGGAUGCAGGGCGCCUGCAAGCCAACUUCACCCUCCACGGGCACCGGCAGCUGGUGGACACCUCCUGUCCAGGAGACGCACUCUACUCAGAGAUCAGGGGCUGGGAGCACUUUAAGCUGCCUUUUACAGGAAACCAGCUCAUGGAAAAAGGACCAAUGAAGAAGACAAGCAUGUAAAAAGCAGUGUGGAAUAAAACCAGUUUUGUCAAAAUGUCUCA
Molecule: messenger RNA, 1782 nt
Organism: Salvelinus fontinalis (brook trout)
Lineage: Eukaryota; Metazoa; Chordata; Actinopteri; Salmoniformes; Salmonidae
Product: N-acetylmuramoyl-L-alanine amidase-like
Exons: 5
Coding region: 263-1741 (492 amino acids)
Biological process (GO): defense response to Gram-positive bacterium; peptidoglycan catabolic process; detection of bacterium
Molecular function (GO): peptidoglycan immune receptor activity; zinc ion binding; peptidoglycan binding
Source: RefSeq, a predicted model, not a curated record